Danio aesculapii is the source of this 3651-nucleotide messenger RNA. RefSeq names its product syntaxin-10 (gene stx10). The coding region runs from base 56 to 799 and encodes 247 amino acids. NCBI's taxonomy places the organism in Eukaryota, Metazoa, Chordata, Actinopteri, Cypriniformes, Danionidae. Gene Ontology annotation, biological process: Golgi vesicle transport. Gene Ontology annotation, cellular component: membrane. The transcript is spliced from 8 exons. The record is from RefSeq and is a predicted model, not a curated record.
UACAAAACCCGUCUUGCCGUUGACUUCACGCAGCUCCUGAGCAAAAGGGGCUAAUAUGUCGAUGGAGGAUCCUUUUUUCGUGGUUAAAGGGGAGGUGCAGAAGGCCCUGUCCAAAGCACAGGGUUUGUAUGAGCGCUGGGAGGAGCUGCUGCAGGAGGAGACCCCCGUCAGCAGAGAUGAGCUCGACUGGAGCACCAAUGAGCUCCGAAACUGCUUGAGGGCUAUCGACUGGGACCUGGAAGACCUACAUGAAACUAUCAGUAUUGUGGAGGCGAACCCUGGAAAGUUCCGAUUAGGAGAACAUGAACUCCAGGAGAGACGAGACUUUGUGGAACGAACACGGAAAUCCGUUCAGCUGAUGAAGGAGCAGCUCUCCAGUCCCUCUGCUGUGGCACAAGCAGAAAAGAAAAACAAACAGGCUCUGCUCGGAGCCACAGCAAAGGACCGAUACGCUGGUCUGGAGCCUCAUCUGGUGUCUGCAAACUCCAGAUAUAUUCAGGAGCAACAGGAGCAGCAGCAGCUGAUCAUGCAGGACCAGGAUGAGCAUUUAGAGCUGGUCACAGGCAGUAUCCGCGUCCUGAAGGACAUGUCCAGCAGGAUAGGAGACGAGCUGGAUGAACAGGCAGUUAUGCUGGGUGAGUUUAAUGAAGAGAUGGACCAGACCGGUUCUAGAAUGGACUCUGUAUUGAAGAAAAUGGAGAAGGUUUCACACAUGACCAGCAGUCGGAGACAGUGGUGUGCUAUUGGUGUUCUUGUCAUUAUACUGAUCGUGGUGCUCAUUCUGUUCUUCGCCAUUUAAACCAGACUCUUCUUCGGCUUGGCCUUCCAUCAUGCUGAAAUCUUACAGAGGAAGACAGGAGUUUACCACGAUUCUUCCAUUAUCCUUUAUGAGAAAGAUGUCAAAGUUAUUUUUUAUAGUCCUUGUCACUUCAUCUUGUCUUCAGUAACCCGCAUCGCUUCACUCCUGUUUUUGGAUGGACUCUGCAAGGUCUGUUCCAGCAUUUUACUGACGCCGAGGUGGAAUUUAACAGUUAUUAUAUUCCUUAUGUUUUAAUGUGGUACAGAGUGCAGGUGGGGCUGGGGAAUUUGAUAUUGCCUUAUUAUAUUUUUAUAUGUUUGAUGCUAACAGUGCGGUCAUUGUGAAUGUUAUAUAUCAAUAUACUCAUUGUGUGCUGAUGGUUGGUUCACCAAAUAUGUAACAAAGUAAAUGUUGUUUUAAAGAAAUCAACCCGUAACAAGCACAAUGAGUCAAUGCAGGCUUAUAGCGCCCUCUAGAUUUCUAGGAGGCCAUACCAAAGUUAAAGGGAUAGUUCAUCCAAAAAAUGAACAUUCUGUCAUCAUUUACUCACACUUCACUUGUUUAAAAUCAGUUUGAGUUAUUUUAAACACAAAAGAAGAUAUUUAGAAAAAUGUUGAAACCUGUAACCAUUGACUUCCAUAGUAUGAAAUCAAAUACUAUGGAAGUCAAUGUGUCCCAGCAACCACAUUCUUAGAAAUGUUGGUUUAUAAUAUCUUUGAUUAUAACAUGUUUGAAUAUCUUCUUUUGUGUUCAGUAGAAAAUAAUAAACUCUCAUCUAAAAAAAACAUGAGGGAGAAUAAAUGUAGAUGAGGUCAUUUUUAUUUUUGGGGUGAACUAAGUUCAAAUUUACUUAGCAUCACUCUCAAAGAGUUACUUUUUUACUGUUGAAAAAAAGAGAUUUUGAUGAAUGUUAGAAACGAUAAACAUUAACAUUACCUCCAUAAGAAAAACAAAUACAAUGGAAGUCAAUGGUUACAGAUACACCAUUUUUCAAAAUAUCUUCUUUUGUGUUCAGUAGAAAAAUAUAAACUCAAACAGGUUUGGAACAAGUCAAACGAUGACAGAAUUUUUUUUUGGAACAUUCUGUCAUCAUUUACACACACUUCACUUGUGGAAAACAUGUUUGCGUUUCUUUAAACACAAAAAAUAAGAUAUGUUGGAAACAUGUAACCAUUGACUUCCAUGGUCAUUUUAUUUCAUACUAAGGAAGUCAAUGAGUCCCAGCAACUAAUAUUAUAAACCAACAUUUAUAAGAAUGUCUUUAAUAAUAAUAAUACAUUUAAAUAUCUUAUUUUGUGUUCAAUAGAAAAUAAUGAACUCUCAUUUAAAACCACAUGAGGGAGAAUAAAUGAACAUGAGGUCAUUUUUGUUAUUUUUUGGGUGAAGUUCAAAUUUACUCACCAUCACUCUCAAAGAGUUAUUUUUUUUCUGUUUAACAAAAAAAAAGAGAUUUUGAAGAAUGUUGGAAAUGGGUAAACAGGAAAAACAAAUACUUUGGAAGUCAAUGGUUACAGGUUUCCAUCAUUUUUCAAAAUCUCUUCUUUUGUGUUCAAAAGAAAAAAAAUCCAACUCAAAUAGGUUUGGAAGAAGUGAAAGGUGAGUAAACGAUGACAGAAUUUUCUAUUUUGGGUGAACUAUCCCUUUUCCAUCUGAUGGAAAUUAAAAUCGCGAACUUUUAAAAUCACCAUUUGCUCUUAUUCAUGGAUGAAUCUCAUCAUUUGAGUCAACUCGUGGAUAAUUGCUUGUCAAAAUCGUCAAAUUUGCUCGCACUGUUCAUGAGUUUUCAUGGAUCUGCUUGUAAUUGUUGGGAUUUUUGCUCAUUUUAAAAUCUGAUUUUAUGCGUUACUUUUAAGAUUACUGUAUAUUGUUACUGCAGCGCAUAUGUGUAGAAUUAUUUGGACAUGCAGUGAUGGGUUAAACCACAAUGAUAUUCCAUACUACUUAAUAAUUUUACUAUUUUUACUCAAUUAACUGGUCUUUUAAAUGCAGUAAAAGCAGCAACAUGCAUGUUCUGAAAGUCGUAUUGUAUUUUAAGCGGGGAGGCUCACCAAAAAAUUAAUCUUUGCUUUUGAUUUACACGCAUUUUCCAACAUUUAAAAAGAUUUUUAGCUGACGUCUUCAUUUUUGGUGAUUCAUAAAAGGACAUUUUCAAAUAUCAGCACUUUUGAAAGUCAAAAAGACACACAGACAAAACAAAAUGUAAUUGUGUGACUCGCUGGAAGGUAAACGAACAGCAAGUUAAUUUCAUUAUUGGGUGAACUCUCCAACUGACAGCAUCCCCGAAAAAGCUCAUCAAAAGCCCACAGUUAUGAUUGUUACUUCAUAUUUGUGCUCCUGAGCUCAGAUCUAAUAUCAUUUGCUAACGAACAUUUUGUACUCAUAUCCUCUGUGCCAAUGAGUUUUCUGAGAUCUGAGUGUAAGGACACUAGGUGCCCGUGGGUGAAUGUAUUGUUCAAAACCAACGCUUUCCUCUCUUUCAGCUUCAACUGAACUCGACUCAUUUCAGUAUUGUUAGUCGUCAUUUUAUAAUACGAUAACGUAUCCUAGCAACUGUGAGCAUAAGAUUUUCGUUGUGAGCCUUAAAAAGUCAAAUUCAACGUCUGCGUUCAAAACGUGGAACAAGGAAUGAAAAUGAAUGACCUCUUUCAUGUCCUUUUUAGGGAAAUUCGGUACUUGUUUGAUGUUCUUGCAGAGGAAAUAAAUUUGCUGCCUACAUGAAUGACUGCGUUUCAGUCCAACUCUAAUGCCCGUGUCAUUAGUUUUUGUAAGCAUUUGUAUUAUAUAAGAGUUUUGCCUUUAUUUUGGCGUCUUGAUAAAUCCAAAUGGUUCCUGAAUAAAGUAUAUGCCUUUGA